This is a messenger RNA of Aegilops tauschii subsp. strangulata, 933 nucleotides long. Lineage: Eukaryota; Viridiplantae; Streptophyta; Magnoliopsida; Poales; Poaceae. The record is from RefSeq and is a predicted model, not a curated record.
AUGGGCCGGCCCACCCCCUACCUACCUAACCCCACUACCCCGAAACCCUAUCCCCCCACGCGCUCCACUCCCUCCCCCGUUUCCCUGGAUCGGGAUCGAUCCCCCCACUCCCCUCGUUCCUCUCCUCCCCACUCGCCUGUUCUGGAUCGGCGGGAGGGACCCGAUCCCGCGCCGCCCCACGCCCCUGAAGCCGGCGCGCGUCCCCGACGCCGCCCCGACGACCUCACCUCCCCGCCUCGCCCCGACGUCGCCCCGCGCCUCGCCUUGCGCCCUGCCGGCGCCCCCCCUCUCCCCGAUCUGGACGCGCCGCCCCCGAUCCCGUCGUCAUCGCCGACGCCCGGCGCCGCCUCGCCGAGCCUGACGCCGCCUGGUGCCGCCCCGCGCCCCUGGCGCCGGCGCUCGUCCCCGGUGCCACCCCGACGCCCCACCUCGACGCUGCUGGACCCCGCCGCCCGUCUUCGUCCUCCGCCUCGACCACGCCUCCUCGCCGGACUCCUCCCCGGCGUCGAACCGUACCCGUCGUCCUCCCCGAGCACCGCUGCCCUGUCCCUACGGCCCCGCGGUGAGGCCCCCGGCCUCUGCUUCUCUUCCCCCUCUCCUUGCCAUCGCCGGAACAGCCCACGGCUACGCUCGCACCGAGCGUGCGCUCACCGCCAGACCGCGCACGCGCACACCCCUGGAGCACCUCGACGCUCCCUGGCCGCGCCAGCGCGGGCGCCGUCACGCGCCCCACGCUCGUUUCUGCCUCGGGGCCGCGAUCUCCUCCCUCAUGCCGCGCCUGGGUCAUGUGCCCGCUCGCCCGGCCGCACUCUAGUCGCGCCGAGCCCAGCGCCGCCCGGGGCCCUGCCGCGCUCCGGCGACCGUCGCCUGCAACUGCACCAUAACGGGCUCGCCCCGUUCGGGCUAGCGCCUGCAUGCUCCAGCGCCCGUUAA